AUGUGGGGCCGUUCGUCUCUCCCUGCCAUCCCGCCGUCGUCUCUCCCUCUAACCCGCCAUCGCCUCUCCCUCCAAUCCCGCUGUCGCCUCUUCCUCUCACCCCGCGGUCGCCUCCCUCCCAUCCCGCCGUCGCCUCUCCCUCUCAUUCGCCUUCGCAUCUCCCUCUUACCCGCCAUCGCCUCUCCCUCCCAUCCCGUCGUCGCCUCCCACACGCUCUUGAACCUACAAAAGAUGUUAGCGCCGCGCGUCGGCUCGGCUGCCAUGCUCCACUCGCCGUUCCCGCCGCUCGCUGCCGGCCGCCCUCCGGCUGCAGUGGCUGCUGUUUCCGCGCUUCCCGCUGACACCAGGAUGCUACCAUCCGCGUUACACGCUGUACCACGGCAGUUUCCGAUCCGCGAUGUGGGCAGUUUCGCGUCCCAUUGCGUUCCAUUCCCCUGCUCUGCCCUCAACGGCAGCAUGCUCCCUCCUCUCGUCGCCUCUCUCUCAUCUGCCUCUGCCUCAACCGGCGCCCUCCACCCAUUGACAACCAUCCACCCGCCCGCGCCCCAUGAGUCAGCCCUUCAACACGCGCCUCUGUCUGCCUGCAUGCCGUCCACGUGUCACCGACCAUUCUGCCAACCGCGCUUCCACGCCACACGCCAUCCACGGCACUGCACUGCUGCUGGGGCAGGGGGGUCAGGAGGGCAGCAGCAGGGGAGUGUGACGGACGGGGAGCUGCAGGAGCGGGGCAUCGCGGUGCACUGGGACACGGCGCUCCUCGACUACGCCAAGCUCGACGACCUCUUCCACCGCGUCGGCUUCCCCCGCCGCGGCCCCAAGAAGCUGCAGCACGCGCUGGCGCACUCCACCCUCGUGCUCUGGUUCUCCGCCCCUCAACCUUCUCCUGCUGAGCCUCUCGCCUUCUUUUCCUCGCCCACCUCCCCCUCGCCCUCCCCGCCUGAGGCGGCGGUGGAGCCAGUGGCGUUUGCGCGCACGGCGGGGGAUGGCGUGUUCAACGAGGUGGUGUGGGACGUGGCGGUGGACCCGCGCCUGCAGGGCAGCGGGCUGGGCCGCGCCCUCAUGGAGCGCGUGGUGGGCGCGCUGCUGCGCCUGGGCGUGUGCAACGUGGGGCUCUUUGCGGAGCAGCGCGUUGUCACCUUCUACCGCCCGCUGGGGUUUGCCAUGGACCCCGAUGGCAUCCGCUGCAUGGCGCACCGGUCGCAGGAGAAAAAGGGCAAGCGAUGA
Messenger RNA from Closterium sp. Naga37s-1, 1224 nucleotides. NCBI's taxonomy places the organism in Eukaryota, Viridiplantae, Streptophyta, Zygnematophyceae, Desmidiales, Closteriaceae. The record is from the annotation of a GenBank genome assembly.